Molecule: messenger RNA, 540 nt
Organism: Amaranthus tricolor (Joseph's coat)
Lineage: Eukaryota; Viridiplantae; Streptophyta; Magnoliopsida; Caryophyllales; Amaranthaceae
Exons: 2
Coding region: 1-540 (179 amino acids)
Molecular function (GO): nucleic acid binding
Source: RefSeq, a predicted model, not a curated record
AUGCAUGAGUUGCCUUUGUUUGUCAACAAUAAAGGCAAGCCAAUACAUGGAAUCAUGAGGAAGAUGUCAACAAAAUACAAAGUCAGUAAAAAGACUAUUUCAAGAAUAUGGAGCCAAGUCAAACAGCAACAACAACAAAACUCAUUCCCAAUAAAUGUAAACAGCAAAAGGGUUGGGAAGAAAUCAAGGGGACAAAUCAUCUUUGAUGACACCAAGUUUAAAAGCCUAGAGAAAGCCAAAAAAACAAGUCAAGCUGUUGUUGCCAAAGCAAUGGAUGAUGAGGGAAUCAAUUUUAGAUUCAAUGACGUGUCAAACAUUGUACAUAUAGAUGAGAAACUAUUUUAUUUCACUAGGGCACAACAAACAUACUAUCUCACACCUAGGGAGGAGGAACCACAUAGAGAUAUUCAAUCGAAAAGAUAUGUGCCCAAAAUCAUGUUUAUGUGUGCAGUGGCUAAACCUUUGUUUUCAAAUGAUGGUGAACUAAUAUUUGAUGGAAAGAUUGGAAUCUUUCCUUUUACAACUCAGGUACCAGCUUAG